This is a messenger RNA of Tetrapisispora phaffii CBS 4417, 645 nucleotides long. It is a transcript of the gene SEC4, whose product is annotated as Rab family GTPase SEC4. Lineage: Eukaryota; Fungi; Ascomycota; Saccharomycetes; Saccharomycetales; Saccharomycetaceae. The coding region runs from base 1 to 645 and encodes 214 amino acids. The record is from RefSeq and is a predicted model, not a curated record. Gene Ontology annotation, biological process: protein localization to plasma membrane; protein secretion; regulation of exocytosis. Gene Ontology annotation, molecular function: GTP binding; GTPase activity. The transcript has a single exon. Gene Ontology annotation, cellular component: endosome; plasma membrane.
AUGUCAGGGCUAAGAUCUGUUUCUGGGUCUACGAAUGGGAAGAACUACGAUUCUAUUAUGAAGAUUCUGUUGAUUGGUGAUUCUGGUGUUGGGAAGUCGUGUUUGCUGGUCCGUUUUGUGGAUGACAAGUUCAAUCCCUCCUUCAUCACGACGAUUGGUAUUGAUUUCAAGAUUAAGACGGUGGAGAUUAACGGCAGGAAGAUCAAGCUGCAGCUGUGGGAUACAGCUGGCCAAGAGAGAUUCAGAACCAUCACGACGGCGUACUACCGUGGUGCGAUGGGGAUCAUUCUUGUGUAUGAUGUCACUGAUGAAAAGACGUUUGCCAACAUCAGACAGUGGUUCAAGACGGUCACGGAACAUGCUAACGACGAUGCACAACUAUUGCUUGUUGGUAACAAGAGCGACAUGGAGACAAGGACGGUGACACACGAGCAAGGGGAUGAGCUUUCGAGAGAGCUUGGUAUACCUUUUGUCGAGGCAAGUGCUAAGAACGACGAUAAUGUCAAUGAAAUAUUCUUCACGUUGGCAAAGCUGAUCCAGGAGAAAAUUGACAGCAACCAGAUUGCAACCGGCGGCAACGCAAAGGACUCUAAUAUCAACAUCAACUCCAGCGGGGGCAGUGGUUCCAAAUCGAACUGUUGUUAA